GGUUUCUGUUAACACGGUAGCCGAAUUCGCACAGUCGCGAGCUCACUGACUGAACUUCCUCCUCAGCUGUCAAGCGUUGACUCACCAGUGCUUCUGGUUGCAAUAUUAUCUUUUUUAUUUACGAUAUUAAUUAGAGUUUAGUCAGAAAUGGAGGGCCAGCGCUGGUUGCCACUUGAAGCUAACCCAGAGGUUAUGAACCAAUUUUUGCGGCAGUUGGGCUUGGUACCCACCUGGCAGUUUGGUGAUGUGUAUGGAUUGGAACCUGAACUUCUCAGUUUGGUGCCAAAACCUGUGUGUGCUGUUCUCUUACUUUUCCCCAUAACAGAGAAGUAUGAAACCUUUAGACAGGAAGAAGAGGCAGAAAUUAAAGUGAAGGGGCAAGAGGUGUCCUCGGAUGUCUACUUCAUGAAACAGUCAAUUGGCAAUGCUUGUGGUACAAUAGGAUUGAUUCAUGCUGUUGCAAACAAUCAAAAGCAUCUUGAAUUCGAGUCCAAUUCACCACUAAAGGCUUUUUUACUGGAAUCUACGAAGAUGAACCCAGAGGAAAAAGCAGCUUUUCUUGAAAAAGAUGAGAGUAUCCGUGUAACACAUGAGUCAAGUGCUCAGGAAGGACAAACAGAGGCUCCAAGCUUAGAUGAAAAAGUGGAUUUGCAUUUUAUUGCCUUUGUAAAUGUUGACGGACAUUUAUAUGAACUAGAUGGACGAAAGCCUUUUCCAAUUGUUCAUGGGAAAACCACAGAGGACACAUUUCUUGAGGACUCCGCAGAGGUCUGCAAGAAGUUCAUGGCACGGGAUCCCCAGGAGCUCCGCUUCACUGUGGUGGCCCUGUCUAAAGCAUAAAUGUUUUUGAUGUUUACCUGAGAGGAAAACUGCCAAUCAUUCAGAAGUGCUGUUUACUUUAGAACAUUAACAUUUAUACAGUAUAGGCUCAAUUUUGACUUUGAUAAAAAAUGUACAAAGUUUUGACCUUGCCAGAUAAAUGCCAUUGUUAAAGGAAGAGUUCAAAUAAAAUCUGGGAAUAAAUCAAUAUCUACAAAAUGUUCAAGUUAAGGAUGAACAGUGUUUCAUAUCUGUGCCAUCUCUGGAUGGCCUGUUCCGUGUUUGCUUUUUUGCCUGAAAAGACCUCUUUAAAAUUAAAGUUUGCUUCUUGAGAAUGUGAA
Messenger RNA from Misgurnus anguillicaudatus (oriental weatherfish), 1160 nucleotides. Lineage: Eukaryota; Metazoa; Chordata; Actinopteri; Cypriniformes; Cobitidae. The record is from RefSeq and is a predicted model, not a curated record.